UGCCCACCCCAGUAUAAAGCUACCGAGGCUGUGUGGGUCGCUUCCUUGGCCGCUUUGUCUUUUUUUUGUUGAUGGUUAGACUCUGCGAGAGAAGGAUGAAGUUCAUCUUGGCUGCCACGGUCAUCGUGGGCUCCGUGUUUUUUCUCGCCUUCCCCAGCGGCUCGUCGGCCGACGAGAGGAAGAAGGGACCCAAAGUAACCGCCAAGGUGUACUUUGAUAUGAAAAUCGGAGACGAUGAAGUGGGCCGGAUCGUCAUCGGGGUGUUCGGGAAGACCGUCCCCAAGACUGUUGAGAACUUUGUGGCCUUGGCAACAGGAGAGAAAGGCUUUGGCUACAAGGGCAGCAAGUUCCAUCGUGUCAUCAAACAGUUCAUGAUCCAGGGAGGAGACUUCACCAAGGGAGAUGGAACCGGAGGAAAGAGUAUUUACGGCGACCGCUUCCCCGACGAGAACUUCAAGCUGAAGCACUACACCCCUGGCUGGCUCAGCAUGGCCAACGCCGGCAAAGACACCAACGGCUCACAGUUCUUCAUCACCACUGUCACGACCACCUGGCUGGAUGGCAAACACGUGGUCUUCGGGAAAGUCCUGGAGGGAAUGGAAGUGGUGCAUAAGAUCGAGAACACAAAGACGGACAGUCGCGAUAAGCCCCUCCAAGACGUGGUCAUCUACGACUGCGGCAUGAUCAAAGUAGACGAGCCGUUCGCCGUAGCCAGGGAAUGAGCAGAACUGUGUGUGUGUGUGGGGGUGGGGGUCGGAAUGUUCAUCGUGCAGGCCACUGCAUGUCCAGUCUGGAAGGAGAAGCUUGAAAAGAGUGGCGCCCGGCGGUGGUCAGAAAGCAACAAAGGCGUGUCGAUAUCUAUGACGACACUCUGGCUCCAUCAAGCAUUCCAAGGUGCUUCAAUGGUCUUUUUCUUCUUCUUCUUUUUUUUUUUUUUUUUUUUUUAUAAUUAUUAAAAAAAAAAAAGGUUCCUUGAAAUAAAGCUUCCAGGUUUUGUUAAA
Phycodurus eques (leafy seadragon) is the source of this 1001-nucleotide messenger RNA. It is a transcript of the gene ppib, whose product is annotated as peptidylprolyl isomerase B (cyclophilin B). The record is from RefSeq and is a predicted model, not a curated record. Gene Ontology annotation, cellular component: intracellular membrane-bounded organelle. Lineage: Eukaryota; Metazoa; Chordata; Actinopteri; Syngnathiformes; Syngnathidae. The transcript is spliced from 5 exons. Gene Ontology annotation, molecular function: peptidyl-prolyl cis-trans isomerase activity. The coding region runs from base 72 to 722 and encodes 216 amino acids. Gene Ontology annotation, biological process: protein peptidyl-prolyl isomerization; protein folding.